This is a messenger RNA of Anguilla rostrata (American eel), 2076 nucleotides long. It is a transcript of the gene nsfl1c, whose product is annotated as NSFL1 (p97) cofactor (p47). Lineage: Eukaryota; Metazoa; Chordata; Actinopteri; Anguilliformes; Anguillidae. The record is from RefSeq and is a predicted model, not a curated record. Bases 184 to 1305 code for a protein of 373 amino acids. Gene Ontology annotation, molecular function: ubiquitin binding. Gene Ontology annotation, biological process: membrane fusion; Golgi organization; proteasome-mediated ubiquitin-dependent protein catabolic process. The transcript is spliced from 9 exons. Gene Ontology annotation, cellular component: nucleus; cytosol.
GAAGAACUAAAUUAACAAUGUGUAGUUAUUUUGAUAAAGUAUGGUGUAUUUUUUACGAUACGCACUAGUGGGUGAUUUAUUUAUUACGACGGCCAUGCUUUCGUCGGGAAACAGAUCGGAACUAACAAGUACGGGUAGUUAGUUGUUUCCAUCAGGGACAACGGAACACAUUGUCACUUCAAAAUGGCGGACCAAGAUGAGGCUGUGAGAGAGUUCGUUGCGGUAACUGAUGUAGACGAGGAGCGGGCCCGAUUUUUCUUAGAGUCAGCCGACUGGGAUUUGCAGCUUGCCUUGGCCAGCUUUUAUGAAGAUGGUGCAGAUGAUGAUAUUGUGACCCUGCCUCCACCUGAUGGUGGUUCCGUUUCUCGCUCUACAGGUCCCAGUGAGCACCGAGUAACAUCCUUCAGAGAUCUGAUGCACGAGGAAGAUGAGGAGAGUGAUGAGGAAGGCCAAAGGUUCUAUGCGGGGGGCUCAGAGCGCAGUGGGCAGCAGAUUGUGGGUCCCCCCAAGAAGAAGAGCUCUAAUGAAGUGGUGGAGGACCUGUUCAAAGGCGCGAAGGAGCACGGGGCUGUACCUGUGGACAGAGCUGGCAGGGGCCCUGGGGAGCCGAGCCGUGCACGGCCUUUUGUGGGAGGGGGGUAUCGGCUCGGAGCUGCCCCUGAAGAGCAGUCUGCUUAUGUGGCGGGAGAGAGAAGGCCCUCCGACAGCUCACAGGAUGUGCAUGUGGUGCUGAAGCUCUGGAAGUCUGGGUUCAGUCUAGACAAUGGGGACCUCAGGAACUAUUCUGACCCCAGCAACGCCCUGUUCCUGGAGUCUAUCCGUAGAGGAGAGAUCCCCUUGGAGUUGCGGCAGAGGUCUCGAGGUGGUCAGGUCAAUCUGGACAUGGAGGACCACAGAGAUGAGGAGUUCUUCAAGCCCAAAGUUGCCUUCAAGGCUUUUGCUGGGGAGGGGCAGAAACUGGGCAGUGCGACACCAGAGUUGGUGUCUGGUGCUAGCAUGGUGGAGGGACAGCAGGACCCAGCAAUCGCUGAGGCCCAGGCCAGUGCUUCUGUGGCCAUGGACAGUGCACAGCCAGUAACCAACAUCCAGAUUCGAUUGGCUGAUGGAGGCCGGCUAGUGCAGAAGUUCAACCACAACCACAGGGUGUCAGAUGUGCGUCAGUUUAUAGUAGGAGCUCGCCCUGCCAUGGCAGCAGCAGAGUUUGUGUUGAUGACUACUUUUCCCAACAAGGAGUUGACAGAUGAGACGCAGACGCUGCGGGAUGCCAACCUGCUCAACGCUGUCAUCGUUCAGCGAAUAAAGUGACAGCGCUUUCUUUCAGACGGGCUGAACCGCAAUCUCCAUUCCCAAAUGGGAAAAUAUACGAACUUGUGGACUUCUCCAGUUCCUUUACUCCCUUAGUGAUAUAUUUUCCUCUUCAGUGGUCUGUGGAAUGUUUUCAUGGAAAUGGUGGUGGGGAUUGUGUACACCAAUGGGAGAGGAGGAAGAAACUAGAAGAUUUGUGAAUGGAUAAUUAAAGUGUUGGAUAAUUAAGCAAAUGCAAAUAAUAAAGGCUUUUUAAAGAAAUUAGGUUGCUUUUACCUCAAGGUUUAUUUGGCAGUUUGCAGUGCUACUUCUUUCUUAGUUAUUUCCUCCUCUUGUAUCGCCCACAUCACUGAAUUAACACCCCCACCCAAACACAGAGUGCUAUGUACUAAACGGGCUUAUGUUCUGCAAAUGGAUUACCACCAUCGUUGGAAACCACUGACAAGAUGAAACUAUUUUUUUAAUUAUGUUCUCUGAGUGUGUCCUAAGUCCGAACACUAAACAAGUCGGAUUUUGAUAUGGGUAACACUAGUUUUGGUUAUAUUUUUAUAAACUGAUUACUGUGCUUAAGAGAAGACACUGUCUAUUAGCAGUUUAUAAUGCAGAACAUGCAUUAUUCUGCUCUUCGCUUUGAUUGGGUGUUGUGUGUAGCCCAUGGGAAAAUAGUGGUUAAAAUCCUGCUUGUUUCAUGUUAAAUGUAUCACUUGCGUCUGAAUGUCUUUAACCGGUUUUAUGUAAUGGACGCGAAAUAAAGACAUUACUUGAAGACUU